AUGGACCCGUGCGAAGAGCUGACAGACACAAGGCCGCACGUCGAGGCCGCGGGCGGUGGCGGCGGCGGCGGCGCCGGUGCCGGUUACGGCGGUGGGCCGCAGGAACGCGUGCACCAGGCCCCGCGACCGGCCCAAUCCGAAAAGUGUCCCUAUGAAACAUACCAGGCACAAAUCCCGGACUGCUGCGCGGCCGCGGUAGCGGCGCAGGACCCGUAUCCACGGCCGCCCAGCGGCUAUGACGGCAGGUGCUACGACGAGUGCCAUCGCAGGACACCGUACCAGGAGGAAUCCUAUACUCAGGACGUAUCCUCGACAUUCCAUCGGCCUCAGUCUAGACUGGGCUAUGAGGAACGUCCUCAGUCCCGGGUGGGAUACGCCUCGGAUUCCAGGUGCGCCAGCGGGCUCGGAUAUGACGACACCGGUGGGGGUUACCUGGAUCAGAGUGACCCGAGGAUGUAUUGCACCGGCGGCUAUUGCAUGGGGGACACGAUGAUGGCGACGAGCAGAGGUGUGUGCGGCGAGGAGGUCGAACUCGAUAUGCGGAGGCACAUUCAGGCUUGCGCCUGUACAUGCAACCACAUGGGCUACGGGAAUUACAUGGACUAUCAGACCACGUGCCUAACAGAACUGCCAGACGUGGCGCCGUGUAACGGCACCGUGCGACUGCCGCCGCCGUGCGAGGACUCGCCCAGCAGCGGCAGCAGCAAGGAUCGCAGAGACGAGAGUCCUCGCAGGAGGUGUCGGCUAUUAGCGCCUGUCUUGCUCCUAGUAGCCGUCCUGCUCCUCGGAGGCCUCUGUCUGCCGUUUCUCCUUCAAUCCGCGCCUGCCACGCACCAGCAGAGGCUGGACGUGAUCAGGAGGAUCCUCACUGAAGUGCCUCUGAUCGACGGGCACAACGAUUUGCCCUGGAACGUCAGAAAGUUCGUACACAAUCAACUUGGCGAGGUCAACCUGAGCAGCGACCUCGGCAGGGUCGACCCUUGGGCCAGAUCAGACUGGAGUCACACGGACAUCCCUAGAUUACGCGCUGGCCUCGUCGGUGCACAGUUUUGGUCCGCCUACGUUCCUUGCGGUGCCGCUCAGUUAAACGCAGUUCAACUAUCGUUGGAACAGAUCGAUGUAAUUCGUCGACUCGCCGAAAUGAAUGCUCAACACUUAACCCUGGUUACCUCCGUCAAAGGUCUCAUCGAGGCGCAUAGAGAAGGCAAAAUCGCAAGUCUAAUCGGAGUGGAAGGCGGUCAUUCCCUAGGGAACUCUUUGGGUGUUCUCAGGACGUUUUAUGGUCUGGGGGCGCGAUAUCUUACUCUGACACAUGCGUGCGACACUUCCUGGGCAGUCUGUUCUGUUGGCGAGACGAACAACACUCAGGACUCCACGCCGGGCCUCAGCGAAUUUGGGAAAGCAGUUGUCAGGGAAUUGAACAGGUUGGGCAUGCUGGUCGACCUCUCGCAUGUCUCAACAAGAACGAUGAGGGCGGCCCUGCAGACGACGAGGGCGCCGGUGAUCUUCUCGCACAGCGCUGCCAGGGCGCUAUGCAAUUCUACUAGAAACGUGCCGGACGACGUGCUCAGAAAUCUGGCAAAGAAUGGCGGAGUGGCGAUGGUCCCUUUUUAUACCUACUUCAUAACAUGCAACAGCACCGCUACCAUAAAAGACGUUAUUGCGCACAUCAAUCAUAUUCGAAAGGUGGCGGGGAUCGAUCACGUCGGGAUCGGAGCGGGUUUCGACGGGAUAAAUUUCACUCCCACGGGCUUAGAGGAUGUUUCGAGGUAUCCGCAAUUGUUGGCUACCCUACUAGAGGAUCCUACGUGGACAGAGGAGGACAUCAAGAAACUAGCCGGCCUCAAUUUACUGAGGGUAUUCGCAAAAGUUGAGCAGGUACGCGACGAGUGGCACAGAGCGGCGGUGUUACCUGUGGAAAAGAUCAGUCCACCGGACAGCUCGGCCUGCGUCUACGGCGCGUCUUGAUCCUCUUUGAGGACACUCGUGCCAAGAUUCCCCGAUUUUGCGCGAUCGCCGAAGAUCCUACGGGUAUCGCAAUAUUACUGGAGCCUGUGAAAACGCGUGCCCCGAAUCGCCAAAGGAUCAUUUUGCAAAAGGCUCCACGGAUAUCUCCAACGGAAAUGACCAACCAAUCCACACCGAAAGAACUGCCGAUUACUUCUACUUCAGGAACUAUGUCGCGCCUUAACGACAGACGAAGAUUCAGCACGGGAAUGCGAACGGUCCUUUCGAAACUUAAUAGCGUCGAGGAUCCUUCGGAAACACCUUUGCGACAAGUCCGUUUGUCUACGACACCGCUUGCAAGAAAAUCUUAGGAUCGACGCUGUUUGCGAUAACAAAUUGUUUCAGACACAAUUAUUCUCCUCUCAUAAACGUCACUUAAUUUUGUAAUACAAGAAUUAGCAAUGUCACAACGUUAAAGAAAGAUUAACGACAGUUUCUAACAUUUUUUUCCUUGCAAAUUAUUCGGCAUAAUUUUACGAUCAUUUGUCAGACAUUUCCGUCCAGACUUUGAACUUAACAUAUCUAAAUACUUAAUCAUUAUUUUGCAAUUCGCAUUACGAGCAGUAUACCAGCACACGUUUUAGAUACGUCGUGUGCACGCCGAAUAUUCUAACUUAAAUAAGUGAUAAUCAGAAAACACGAAAGUUUGAAAGUAUCGCAGCUUCAUAAUUUUUAUUUUAUAAGCUGCAAUUUUCGAUCCGUCAAAAUAAAUUCACAAAGAUGCAUUAUUCAAAUUGUUUGGUUAAUCGCAAAGAUUGGAAGGAUCCUCGAAAAAGACUUUCUACGAAAAGAUAAAGACUCACGUUGUCAGCGCACAUUUAAUACCAACUUUGGCCGUCUGAUUCUCAUAUCAUGUUUAAUAUCGAUACGAAAUUCAUAUGUUAAAUUAAUAAAAUACAGAACCAGACAGUCACAUUUAGCGUUAAAUGUGCAAGACUAUGGACAGAUUGUACGUGACAAAUAUAGGUGAUUAAUCCUACACAAUUUCUCGCGUUUUAAACAAAUUAAUGAAUUAAAACGAAAGCCGAAAUACACGUUCGAAUGCAGCACAAUUAUCAUCUCAGGCACUUACACUUAUACCGUUCUUUAUACUUCGAUUGGAGAACGAACGUAAACAUCACUGUCAUACACCAAUCAAAGAGAAUAGCUAAGUUUUUAUCAUUUUUAGAUAAAUUAAUAAUACUAUUGUAUUUAAAAGAAACCGUUCCGGAUAUUUGGACUCAUUCUCAUCUCACAAAAAUCGCAAUCAUUAUAGUGUAAAAUUCAAAUUAAGUAUUUGUACUACCUACGUUUUCUAUACAAACAAACUUAUUUUCAUUCAUGCUUAUACAUUUCU
Messenger RNA from Linepithema humile (Argentine ant), 3343 nucleotides. The record is from RefSeq and is a predicted model, not a curated record. NCBI's taxonomy places the organism in Eukaryota, Metazoa, Arthropoda, Insecta, Hymenoptera, Formicidae.